Plasmodium gallinaceum is the source of this 1137-nucleotide messenger RNA. Its product is annotated as DnaJ protein, putative. Gene Ontology annotation, biological process: protein refolding. The record is from RefSeq and is a predicted model, not a curated record. Gene Ontology annotation, cellular component: cytoplasm. Gene Ontology annotation, molecular function: Hsp70 protein binding. The transcript has a single exon. The coding region runs from base 1 to 1137 and encodes 378 amino acids. NCBI's taxonomy places the organism in Eukaryota, Apicomplexa, Aconoidasida, Haemosporida, Plasmodiidae.
AUGAUUAAGAGUAAAUUUUUUUUAGUAUUUUUAAUAUUUUUAAUUUUUAAAACUAUAAAAAUAAAUGAAAAAUCAAAAAUAUUUAUUAGUGCAUGGUAUAAUGAUGAAGAACAAGAUGAUGACUAUGAUCACAUGAAGUUAUAUGAUGUGUUAGGUGUUCAAAAAAAUGCAAGCUUAGAUGAAAUAAAAAAAGCUUACCGAAAAUUAUCGAAAAAAUAUCAUCCAGAUAAAGCAAAAGAUAAAAAUUCUAAUAAUAGAUUUAAUGAAAUAGUAGAAGCUUAUGAAAUAUUAAGUGAUGAUGAAAAAAGAAAAAUGUAUGAUUAUCAUGGAUUGAAUGCAGCUAAAAAUUUAGAGAGUAAUAAGAUGGAAGAAGACCCUUCAGAUCACUUUAACAUUUAUGAAAGUUUUUUUGGUGGUGGUUUUAGAAGGGAUGAACAGAAAAAAGUAGAAAAUUUAAUAUUAAAUAUAGAAAUAGAUUUAGAACAAUUAUAUAAUGGUGAAUUGUUUUCUGUUUUUUAUACAAGAGAUAUAAAUUGCUUAAGGAGUGAUGACUGCAUAGAAAAGAGAAGAGAAUGCAGCGGAAAAGGAUAUAAAACAGUUACACAACAAGUUGCACCUGGUUUUAUUAUGCAAAAUAAAAUAAAGGAUGAAAGUUGUAUUGAUAGAGGAAAGGCAUGGAAAUAUAAAUGUACAUAUUGCCCAAAUGGAAUGAAAGAAGAAAAAACUAUUAAACUUACACUAGAAAUUGAAAAAGGAAUGAAAACUAAUGAUAAAAUUGUCUUUGAAAAAAAAGGGAAACAAGAAAUUGGUUAUGAAAAUGGAGAUAUUGUUUUUAUUAUUCAAACAAAAAAACAUAAAAUAUAUGAAAGAAAAAAUAACGAUUUGCAUCAACUUUAUGAAAUUUCUUUAAAAGAUGCUUUAAUUGGGUUUUCAAAAGACAUAGACCAUAUUAGUGGUACACCAAUCAAUGUAAGUAAACAAACUGUAACUUUUCAUAACGAAAUACUUAAAAUUAAAGACAAAGGAAUGCCUAUUAAAAAUACUAAUAAAUUUGGAGAUCUUUACAUCAAGUUUUUAAUUCAGUUUCCUAAAAAAUUAACAGAAGAACAAAAAAAAGUCAUUUCCGAAAUGCUUUAA